AAAGCAAUUGCUCGCCAUAUGGGUGUUGACUUGUCACCAGAGGCUCUGGCCGCCCGCAACUGCAGAGGCAUCGCUGUUAUUGUAUAUGGAGCCCCAUUGACAGAUAAGAGCAGCACAGCAGCUGCUCUGGCACGUCAGUAUGGAGCAGCGUGCCUCUGUGUUGAUGCUGUGGUUGCAGAUGUGCUUCUUCAUGGCACUUCACCGGUCAGCCUGACAGCCAGACAUCUCUUUGACUGUGCUGUAGAGCAUGCUCAGAAGAAUGCUGAGGAAGCUGGUCGAGUCCUUGAAGAAACCUCUGGACUGGGACCCACAACACUUCUUGAAGCCUCAGAUCCAGAUUCAUCUACUUUUCCACUAAAGACAGCAAACAUGUGCGAGGACAGCAGUAGUGAAAAUGUCUCCGUGACUCCUCUGAUCACUGAAAACCAACGUGUUGCUCGAUGUCUGGGAGGAGAUGUGACCACACUGAGGAGUCUCUUGCCUGAGCAUUUGCUGGCUGAUAUCCUGGCAGAAAGAUUUCAGGCUCUAUAACGGAUCAGCAAAGGUGUGUGAGUCCACGUGCACAGCAGGAGGAUCCAAACGGAUCAGGAUCACAGAUUCAGAUAAGAUCCAGUUCAGGCUCCAGUCAUUUCCCAGCUCAUCCAGUCCGGAUCCAUUCAUAAUGGCUUCAUUUUCCCGACACAAUUCUACAACAGCUUUAUCCUCUUUGUUGAUUUUUAUAAAGCAUUUGAUACUAUAAGCCAUAAAUUUAUGUUUAAAGUCAUUCAGCACUUUGGAUUUGGGGAUUAUUUUUUAAGAGCCAUUACUACCUUAUAUAGGGGCUGCAAUAGCUCAGUUAAGUUAGCAUGGGGUACAACUCAGAGAUUCAAAGUUAAUCGUGGAAUUAGACAAGGUUGUCCUUUAAGCCCGUUCCUGUUCCUUCUUGUCACACAAAUUAUGGCAGUGCAUAUUAAAAAAGGUCAAUUUCAGGGUAUCAUAGCAUUAGGAAGGGAAUUCAAAUUACCACAACUGGCUGAUGACACUGCAAUUUUCA
Messenger RNA from Archocentrus centrarchus (flier cichlid), 1033 nucleotides. Its product is annotated as hydrocephalus-inducing protein homolog. The transcript has 5 exons. The coding region runs from base 19 to 531 and encodes 170 amino acids. The record is from RefSeq and is a predicted model, not a curated record. Lineage: Eukaryota; Metazoa; Chordata; Actinopteri; Cichliformes; Cichlidae.